Eriocheir sinensis (Chinese mitten crab) is the source of this 715-nucleotide messenger RNA. RefSeq lists its product as uncharacterized. Bases 1 to 468 code for a protein of 155 amino acids. The record is from RefSeq and is a predicted model, not a curated record. The transcript has 4 exons. NCBI's taxonomy places the organism in Eukaryota, Metazoa, Arthropoda, Malacostraca, Decapoda, Varunidae.
AUGCCACUACAGACGACGCUGGGGAGAGUUUUAACAUCGCCAUCUUUCAAUUUCAACGCGAGAUUCUUCACCAACCCCAAGAGGACCUAUCAGGGCUACAACAUCUCCUUCACGCCUGCAACCACAAGUUGUCACCAGAUAAUCACGGCAGCUGUUGGUCAGACUGGCACAAUAACCUCCCCUCCAGCAGAAAAAUACUGCGAAUACCGAAUCCAGGCUCCUUCUGGAAGUCGCGUGCAGGUCGACGAAGUUACAUCUAGGAUUCGAGGGACAAGGAACUGUGCAAUUGACUGGCUUCUGCUGAACGGGAGGAGUGAGAGGAUGUACCCGCCAGACACCAGCUUAAUUAUCUGCGGCAAGAGGGUAGUGUCUUCACCUCUGACAUCCGAGACCAAUGAGAUGUACGCAGCUUAUCAAGGCACCAGGAGGAGAAGCCGCGGUGUCACUAUCAAGUAUACCGUCAUCUAAGUCAAACGUUCCUUGAUUUUCUCGCUCACUCCGUGGACGAUGCAAUCACUACUCCAAUGUAUCUGUACGGGCACGAAUUCAUUAUUACACCUGCAACCCUUUCAGUUUACCUCUUGCCCACGAUGUUUCUUUGUUUAAAAUCAUAUCACUGGUAAGCCAAGUCAGCUGAUAAAACUUAAACGAGGAACAGUAGCAUCCUUAUAGUGUUCUACAAUAACCGCCCCAUGAAAAUAAAUAUAUGCAGCAG